This is a messenger RNA of Botrytis fragariae, 717 nucleotides long. Its product is annotated as putative acyl- n-acyltransferase protein. Gene Ontology annotation, molecular function: acyltransferase activity, transferring groups other than amino-acyl groups. The record is from RefSeq and is a predicted model, not a curated record. The transcript has 2 exons. Lineage: Eukaryota; Fungi; Ascomycota; Leotiomycetes; Helotiales; Sclerotiniaceae. Bases 1 to 717 code for a protein of 238 amino acids.
AUGGCAACACCCCCUUCAAAACCCAUUGCGAAAUCACGCAUUCGUGAAGCAGAACCCAAAGAUAUCGAUGCCAUCAGAAUUGGCAUGAUUGCCUCCCUAACCUCUGAUCCAACAUGGCGAUAUCGAUACAUCAAUCGUGAUAAACACCCCGAAGAUCUAUACAAGUAUUCUCGUCUCUACAUUGAACUCAUGGUUUCUGGAAAGUACCCAGACUACCUAACUAUGAUUGUGGAAGUUGAAGAAGAUUCGGUUUGGAAAGUCGCUGCUUUGUCUAUAUGGGAUGCUUCAUAUGUGAAUAGACGGAUACAUAAAGCAAAAGGAGAAACAUACAAUCCUCCAACGCCGGGAGAAGCAAUGGAAGCAGCUGGUGCAAACACCCGGAGAGACAUAGAUCCCAGUUAUGAGGCAGCUUUUAUAAAAGCUAUUGGUGAUACCCGAAAGGAAUUUACUGAGAUGUUCCAUGGCGAUGAAUUUUAUGUCAACUUGAUAGGCACUCAUCCAGACUUUCGGCGUCGAGGUUAUGCUACUCAGCUCUUGAAAUGGGGCAUUGAGAGGUCGAUACGUGAUAAUGCGCCUGUGGUUUUGGCGGCAAGUUCAAUGGGGGAGCCAACGUAUCUUGCUUCUGGAUUUGAGGAAUUAGGAAGGGUUCCCAUAGUUGCUGAGGGAGACUAUGAGAAACAGGAGUUCGUAAAGAUGGUUUAUAGGCCUAGAAAAUGA